Papaver somniferum (opium poppy) is the source of this 675-nucleotide messenger RNA. RefSeq lists its product as uncharacterized. Gene Ontology annotation, molecular function: protein dimerization activity. Lineage: Eukaryota; Viridiplantae; Streptophyta; Magnoliopsida; Ranunculales; Papaveraceae. The record is from RefSeq and is a predicted model, not a curated record. Bases 1 to 675 code for a protein of 224 amino acids. The transcript has a single exon.
AUGAAUGCUAUGAACUUGGUGAAGAUAUCUAAAGAACAACUACAUGCCAUGCGGGAUGGUGGGUGGAAUAGUCUUAUGAAUGAUAUUUCUGCUUUUUGUGCUAAAACUAAUAUUGCAGUUCCUGAAAUGAUGUCUCCAUAUGUACCACUUGGACGAGGAAGACGUAAUCUACAAGAAGAGACAAAUCUACAUCAUUUUCAAGUUGGUUUGUUCAACAAUGUCAUUGAUAUGAAAAUUGCAGCCCUUAAUGACCGGUAUGAUGAAGUGAACACCGAGUUGCUUCUUUGCAUGUCGCAUUUGAAUCCAAGAGAGAAUUUUUCAGCUUUUGAAAAAGGUGCGUUAAUUCGUCUUGCUAAACUAUAUCCAUCUGAUUUUUCUGAAAUGGAUCUCAUGAUUCUUGAACGGAAACUAGACACCUUUCUUCGUGAUGUGCUUUCUAGUAACAAAUUUUUUGAGUUGGUUGGAAUCAGUGGGCUUGCCAAGAAAAUGGUUGAGACCAAAAAAGAUAUAACAUAUCCUCUUGUUUACUUGUUGAUUAAAUUGUCUUUGAUAUUUCCGGUUGCUACCGCUACCGUUGAGAGAGUGUUUUCCGCUAUGAAGAUAGUGAAUAAUCGUUUGCAAAGUCGUAUCGGUGAUGAGUAUAUGAAUAACUGUUUACUCACAUAUAUUGAAUGA